AUCUUAGCAGACUGGUUCACCAGGGCCCGUUUCAGAAAGCAAAGUAUUAGAGUCUGACUUCCCAGUUUCUGACCACACACAGACGAGUUUAGACAUUUUGUAACAGUGAAAAUUAAGGGGAAGUGACCACGUAUACAUUUAUAUAAGCCUCUGAGCUUCACAGUCAGUCGGUGUCUUUAUCAGCUCUGCUGCAGUUUGAUCAUUUGAACAAGAAGAAAGUUUAAUCAGCUCAUUAAAAACCUAAGGAUGGCAGUUUGGGACAAAAAGGUUCCCUGGGGCUUCCUGUUAAUGCUGACUGGUGCUGUGGGUCAGAGUGUGAACUAUCCAGCUCCUGUUUGUGCUGUGACAGGAUCGACCGUCACCCUCCUCUGCACCUUCACACCUCUGAGGUUUGUCGGUCAGGAUGGAAGAGAAGUUUCUACAGAGAUCAUCAGAGUCGUCUGGUGCCAGAACCAUCAGAUUUGUCAGGGCUCUACCCCGUCUGUGUUUGACAGCAGUUCAGGAAACAACAACCCUCGUUACAAAUACCUGGGAGACAAGAAGGGAAACUGCACUUUACAGAUCACAGAUGUACAGAAGGAAGACGAGGCAACUCUUCGCAUCAGAAUAGAGGCUGAUGACAGCAGAGCACAUUUUACUGGACAACCAGGAGUGAACGUCACUGUCUCUGAUGGGACUAGAAUGGAGAUAAAGAGCUCCAGAGGAGACGGAGAGCUGAGAAGAGGUGAAAACGUCACUCUGUACUGCACUGCACUCUGUACCUUCCACCAACUGAACGUCACCUGGUUCAGAGAUGGCCACGCCCUCUCAGAGUCUGGCCCCGCCCUCCAGCUCGGCCCCCUGACUGCAGGGGAUUCUGGGAACUACACCUGUGGUUUGAAGGUGAACGUCAGCAGCCUCUCCCUGCCGUACAGCCUGCAGGUGGAGGAAGAAGGAUCCAACAGUGGAUCAGUUGACCCUCUGCUGAUUGCUCGUCUGGUUUUCUUCACUCUGCACUCUGUGCUCAUUGUCAUAGUGGCAUCCGUCAUCAUCAAAAGGACGUGUUUGCAGGGAAGCAGCAGCAAGUGCUGAAAGACGCGACGGUGCAGCCUCCAGACUCUGUGGAGCAGCUGUGACGUCCAGACGGCCGAGGCCAGACUGUCUGACACCCUCACACCAUCAUGUCGGUCCCUGUUUUACAGCAGGAAUGUCUUUUAAAUGUUCAGUGUAUUUAUGUGAAUGCAGCUAAAGUCCACUGUUUACCUGUUUUGGCAGUUUCAGUUUCUGGGGCCUCAUGUAUAAAAGGCUGUGCAGCUUUCAUACUAAAAGAUGGCGUACUCUCAGAAUUUGUAUCUAAGCACAGAAAAAUGUAUAAAUAAAAUGUAUAAAACCAGGCGUA
Molecule: messenger RNA, 1378 nt
Organism: Micropterus salmoides (largemouth bass)
Lineage: Eukaryota; Metazoa; Chordata; Actinopteri; Centrarchiformes; Centrarchidae
Exons: 6
Coding region: 247-1071 (274 amino acids)
Source: RefSeq, a predicted model, not a curated record